AUGUGUACGUGCGUGUGAGUGUGUGCACAAUUCAAUUAAGUUUUAUUUUGCAUAUGAUAAAGUAAUUGUUAUAUCAACAAUACAAUAAAUUAAAACAAAUACAACAUUAAUAUUUCCAGUUAUUGAUUAAUCGCAGAUUCAAAAAAACAAACAUAUUUCACGCGAAUCCAAUGUCGUUCCAUAGAAGAUCAUUUGCAUAGCGAAUUGGAGAACUGAGUGCACCAGAGGAGUUCCAAUAUUAUCAUCAACAAUAGAAAUUUAGAACUAUCGUAAGAACCAACCAAAUAGCAAACUGCAAAUGGCCACAAACUGCGACUACAUUGAGGAUAAUGUGAAACAGCAGCAGAUCACAAAGACAGGAGCAGCAGUAGCUGGCACAACAACAACAAGCAGAACGAGCGACGACUCCAAUGCAUCAUCAUCAUCGAUGAGCGAGCACCAAGAGAAGCAGGAUGACAGGAGGGAGAAGGAAAAGGAAAUGGGACGGGAACGGCAACAAAUGCAGAUGCUGUGCCAUGACAAUCAAAUGGAUAGCUUUGAGUGCGCCUUUGAGUCCACCAUGGAUGACCUGGAGCAGGCGGUGGCCGAUGGCUAUGAGUCGGAUUCGGAGGCCAGUGCCAAUGGUCAGGCCACCGGCGAAUCUUCGGCCUCGAGUCUGAGCCAGCUGGCCGGAAUUGGCGGCUUGCAGUACAGCCAACAGUUGACACCGCAAUUGGAACUGCAACUGCAAUCGCUGCCGCGUGCCAACUCCUUUGACUUCCAGAGCAGCAGCGGCAGCAGCAGCGAUGAUGAGAACGAUGAUGAUGCCAACGACGAUGUCGAGGAUAUGGGCGUGGUGGGCGCACUCAAUUUGAGCGCCAAGUUUACCAAAGCCAGCGAUGCACGUUACGAUCUCUAUCAUCAACGUCCGAUGUAUCUGAUGCCGCCGUUUAUCGAGCGACGCCGCCUGUCCCAGUGCAAGGAGGAGGACGAUGAGGACGAUGGCGACAAGUCGCCACCCGUGAGCGGUAAUGCCGGUGAGGCGCCACGAUUCGAGCGAGUGUCAAAGGCACCGCCGCGUCCGCCGACGCCGCAGGAUGCGGCCUCCAAGGAGAAAUUCAAGGAUCUGGAGCGUUUGCGUCAACAGUUUAUGCACAAAAUCGAUCGCAUUAAUACCCGUAACAUUGAGGAGCAGUACACAUCGUUGCCACCACCGCCGCCGCCACCACCGCCUCCCAUACCGGCCACCAUAUUGCCCAAGGCGCUGAAGGAGCUGCUGCAGUCGAGUGAACCUGCAUCUCCAGCAGCUGCGCCCAAGCAACCAGCUCCAGUAGCAGUUCCGGUGCAACAGAAGCAGCCGCAGUCGCAGCCGUCAACAGCAGCAGCGGGAGCAGUAUCAGCGAUUCCGCCGUUUCAGCUGCCUCAAGCCGCAGAAGCGCCGAUCAUAAUCAAGGGCAAGUUUACGGUGUCCCGUGCCCAGGAGACGCCCGAGCUGCGCAUGGAGGCCCAACAGCUGCGGCAACUGAGGCAACUAAGGCCAAGCGACAAUGCACAAACAAUCAGUUUCCCCUCCAGCUUUGGCGGCUACUCCUCAGUGCAGGGCUUGUUCUCGCAGCGAUAUGGCAGCAAUCGCUUCCCCGCUGCAGCACCACAUCUCUCCAAGCAGUUCUUUGACUCAUCCUUGGUCGAGAUACGUGCGCCAUCCCAAAGCAAUGUCUCCCUCAAUGGCGGCAACAGCCAGCAAAGCCAAAGUCUCAAUUGUGAUACCAACAGCAGCAGUUUGGCCAACAAGCCGCGCACGCCCAGUGAACGUGAGCUGGACGAGAUUUGGAUACGUCGUGCUCCAGCAUUGCCCAGCCAUUUGGAUGGCCACGAUGCUGCAUCACCGACUCCUCCACACGUGCGACCCGUCUCCUUAGGCGGCGUCUCCACAAUGCCACGCCUGCUCCAGCGCAAUGAGAGCAGCCAUUCGGCAACGAGUCCGUCAAGGCAAUUGACUGCCUCUGGUUCCGUUUCCGUCUCCGUGUCUGAAGAUGAACAAGAUGGACUACCACGUGUGCCCGGCUCCCGACCGUCAAGUGCGCCGGCGGAGCCCAAUGCCAAGGCGGCCAAGAAAGCCUUCAAGAAGAUGGAAAAGGAGCAGCGGCGGCAGGAGAAGGAGCAGACGCGUCGCGAGAAGGAGGCACGCAAAAUGGAAAGGGAAACGGCGCGUCGCAUUGAACGCGAGGCGGCGAAGCUGGAGAAGCUUAAUCGGCACAGCGAGAAGAUCUCACGUAGCACAGAGCGGAUGGUGGGCAGUGGUGGAUCGCGUUCCGGAUCGCUGGAGCGACGACGCAGCGGCGAGGAUUCACCGGUGCUCAAUCAGUCGACGGUUCAUGGUAUUGCCUCACCAAAUCGACGACCCACAAUCUUUGAUGUGUUUAGACCGCGCGCCAAAUCGGAUGCCAAGCGGUAUAAGGAUAAGCAUCUGUUGGAUCCAUCGUCAGCGGAUAGUAGCGCCACUAGCAGCACAUAUUCCGUAUCCGGCGGAGUGCCCGCAGCAGCAACAACAACAACAGCGGGAGCAACAACAGCAACGACAACAACAGCAACAACAACAGCUGGCAGUGCAGCAACUGGUGGCAUCAUGAAUUCCAUGAAAGUGGCCAUGCAACACUUUGGCCAUCGUCAGCAUCCCGCCGUAACGAUAACCAAUGCCGAUGGCACCGUCUCUGCCAAGAGCAAGUACAAAGAUGGCAGCGCUCAUUUGCAUCAGGGCAGCGAUGCGCAGUAUUACCACACGGUGACUGCAGUGCGACCGCAUGCAAAUGCCAAUCAGCGAUCGCCGAUGACCAAAGUUAUGGAUCUGUUUCGUCAUCGUUCCAAUUCGGCGGUCAGCGAAGCGGACAAACGCAAAGCGCUUGUUGCAGCGCGUCAGCAACAGUUGGCAGUGCAAAGUGCACAUAUGCGUCGUGCCUCAGCGGAUUUGGAGAAACGACGCGCUUCCGUUGGUGCUAUUGGUCGAAGCCAUCGCGGGGAUGGCACCCUUGAUCCACAUCAUGCAGCUAUUCUAUUCAGAGACUCCAGAGGGUUACCUGUUGCCGAUCCUUUUCUUGAGAAAGUCAAUCUGUCUGAUUUCGAGGAGGACGACUCACAGAUCUUUGUGAAGUUCUUUCGUUUUCACAAGUGCUAUGAUCUGAUACCCACCUCCGCCAAACUGGUCGUAUUUGACACCCAACUGCUGGUGAAGAAAGCCUUCUAUGCAUUGGUCUAUAACGGUGUUCGUGCUGCGCCACUUUGGGACUCGGAGAAGCAACAGUUCGUGGGAAUGUUAACUAUCACGGACUUUAUCAAGAUCUUGCAAAUGUAUUAUAAGUCACCCAAUGCGUCCAUGGAACAGCUGGAGGAGCACAAACUGGACACAUGGCGCAGCGUGCUUCAUAACCAAGUGAUGCCAUUGGUCAGCAUCGGUCCAGACGCUUCCCUCUACGAUGCCAUCAAAAUUCUCAUACACAGCCGCAUCCAUCGAUUGCCGGUGAUCGAUCCAGCGACUGGCAAUGUCCUGUACAUAUUGACACAUAAACGCAUACUGAGGUUCCUGUUUUUAUAUAUUAAUGAAUUACCAAAGCCCGCAUAUAUGCAAAAGAGUUUGCGCGAUCUGAAGAUCGGCACCUACAAUAACAUUGAGACAGCCGACGAGACCACAAGCAUUAUCACAGCGCUCAAAAAGUUUGUGGAGCGUCGCGUCUCGGCGCUGCCCCUCGUGGAUGGAGAGGGGCGACUCGUUGACAUUUAUGCCAAGUUUGAUGUGAUUAAUCUCGCCGCUGAGAAGACCUACAACGAUCUCGAUGUCUCGCUGCGCAAGGCGAACGAGCAUCGCAACGAGUGGUUCGAGGGUGUGCAAAAGUGCAACUUGGACGAAUCGUUGUACACAAUUAUGGAACGGAUUGUGCGCGCGGAGGUGCAUCGUCUGGUUGUCAUCGAUGAGCAUCGAAAGGUCAUUGGCAUCAUUUCGCUAUCGGAUAUAUUGCUUUACCUGGUGCUGCGGCCAAGUGGUGAAGGCGUCGGCGGCUCAGAGAGUUCGCUGCGUGCCUCUGACCCCGUGCUGUUGCGCAAAGUGGCUGAGAUGGAGGCUGAAGCGCCGCCACGCAGCCCCUCGGCUGCCAGCUCUGGCAAUCGUAGCCUUAUCGAGGACAUACCCGAGGAAGAGACAACAGUCACGGGAGCGCCAGCGCCAGCGCCGCCAUCGUCAAAAGUUGAUGCUGAUAGUGAUAAUAAUAAAUCCGCCAGUGAAGACAAAGCCAAUAAUAAUCAGCAUGAGCUGACUACGCCCAAUGGUGAUAGCAAUAACAGUCCAACCGAAGUGUCCUUUGCCGAUGAGGCCCAAGAGAAUGCCGGCGAUCAGGUCGCGCGUAGUAAUUGUAAUGACGAUGACGACGAUGAGGAUGAUGCUGAUCAAGAUCAAGAUCAAGAUCACGAUCAGGAUGAUGAAUUGGAGCGCAAAAAGGCAGCCGCUGUCGCAGUUACAAAGACGGCGCGAACGGAAGAGGAAGACGAUGGCCUAAGCAGCGCCGUUUCAGCUGCCUCGGCACUCGGCCAGACGAUGGCCACGCCCACGGCGCGAGAGAUGGCGCUGGUUAGUGAAUAAUUAUUUAAAUUAAAUAAACAAGAAACAAACCCAAAUACAAAAUUAAUAAAAACAAAAA
Drosophila innubila is the source of this 4664-nucleotide messenger RNA. RefSeq names its product 5'-AMP-activated protein kinase subunit gamma-2 (gene SNF4Agamma). The record is from RefSeq and is a predicted model, not a curated record. The transcript has 12 exons. Lineage: Eukaryota; Metazoa; Arthropoda; Insecta; Diptera; Drosophilidae. The coding region runs from base 299 to 4606 and encodes 1435 amino acids.